Molecule: messenger RNA, 1428 nt
Organism: Eremothecium sinecaudum
Lineage: Eukaryota; Fungi; Ascomycota; Saccharomycetes; Saccharomycetales; Saccharomycetaceae
Product: kinesin family protein
Exons: 1
Coding region: 1-1428 (475 amino acids)
Biological process (GO): microtubule-based movement
Molecular function (GO): microtubule binding; microtubule motor activity; ATP binding
Source: RefSeq, a predicted model, not a curated record
AUGAAAAUCGCCAUCCGUAUCCGUGAUAAGCUACCGCGGGAGGAGAGUUUGCCUUCUGUUAUUAAGAGUUAUUCAAAUGUUGAUGUGACGUUGUUUAAGGAGAAUAAUACGAAUGCUAUAACUACGGUAGAACCAACGUUUCAAUUCGACCAGGUAUUUGGCGAAAAGACGACCCAGAAACAAAUCUAUAAUGCGCUAGGUAGGGAGUAUGUGCUCAGAGCCUUAGAGGGUUAUCAUACAUGUAUUAUGACUUACGGCCAAACUGGCUCGGGCAAGACUUACACAAUGCUAGGGACUGAAAAGGAGUUGGGUCUCACCCCUCGUGUAAGUCUAGAGUUGUUUAAUGCUAUUAAUAUGUGCCAGGACUCGGAGUCUGAGGAUGGGGUAUCGGUUGAUUUCAAGGUAACGGUAAGUUACUUUCAGAUAUACAAUGAACAGGCUAUAGAUUUAUUGUCCGAUGAACAAACUGUAUUGAAAGUCAGAGAUGGCCCUAGAAAGAUAACUUUCAUUGAAGGUCUCAGCGAACAUUCUGUUGAGACAUGUGACGAGCUCCUGGCCUUCCUCGACAAGGGAUCGGCCCUUAGAUCUGUUGGGAGUACUUUCAUCAAUGAAAAGAGCAGCAGGUCACAUGCCAUAUUUACGAUUAAUAUACAGCAAACUGAGACAGAUGCUUUUGGGGAUAAAAUAGAGAGGAUUAGUAGCAUCAAGCUCGUCGAUUUGGCUGGCAGCGAGCGCGCUAAGGUCUCCAAGACCAGCGACGACAGAUUCAAAGAGGGUAAAAACAUCAACAAGUCACUGAUGACCCUAGGGAGAGUAAUCCAAAUGCUUUCCAGAAAAAAUAGGCCCAUGGGAGUGGCUUACAGAGAGUCCCUACUGACCAGGGUCCUAAGAGAGAAUUUGGAUGGCAACAGCAUCACUUGUAUACUAGCAUGUAUCUCACCGUGUGAGUACGAAGAGUCGUUGUCCACACUGCGGUACGCAUCAACGGCCAAACUAGUAAAAACUGAGGCUAGAGUAAACGCUACGCAUAUCUCUAAGGGCGAGGAGCACCUCUUCUCCCUCCAGAACCAACUUCAUGAUUUACAGACCACCCUAAAUCUUCAAACAGCACGGCUGGAGAACCAAAGAGUCUUGGAAGAGCAGAUAGAAAAGAUAAACGAGACAAACAGGUACCUCCAGAGACGUUUGGAGCAGGAAAACAAAGUUUGCACAAACCUGCGCAACCGCUGGUCAAAAAUCUGCUGGGAAUCGCGCCAGCUAGGAUCCGCAUUGCUACAGAUCGCGUCCGCGUCUGAAGCCGUCUCAACCCCACUCGGUUUUCAGUGGGAGCUAGUUUCCCUUCAGCAAGAUUGCGCAAAGUUCAAAACCGCCCUGCAAUCUGAUAAGCAACAUAUUCGAAAUAUACUAGACAAAUAUUCCCUACUUUAA